Molecule: messenger RNA, 758 nt
Organism: Austrofundulus limnaeus
Lineage: Eukaryota; Metazoa; Chordata; Actinopteri; Cyprinodontiformes; Rivulidae
Gene: ttpa
Product: tocopherol (alpha) transfer protein
Biological process (GO): vitamin transport; vitamin E metabolic process
Cellular component (GO): membrane; late endosome
Molecular function (GO): phosphatidylinositol bisphosphate binding; vitamin E binding; lipid transfer activity
Source: RefSeq, a predicted model, not a curated record
CUCUUGUUGAACUACCUUCGGUGGAGGAGGACAAGUCCUGAAAUCAGCAGCUGUCUGUCUCCCUCCUCUGUGCUGGGUCUCCUGAACGCAUCGUACCACACCGUCCUCCCACAGAGGGACCACACCGGCAGCAGGGUGCUCAUAUACAGGAUCAGUCGGUGGAACCCAAAGGACUGGUCAGCCUUCCAGGUGUUCAGGAUCAGCUUGAUGACAUCAGAAAUCAUCUCUAUGGAGACAGAAACUCAGAGGCGUGGUCUGAAGGCCAUAUUCGACCUGAAAGGCUGGAGUCUUGGCCACGCCUGGCAUAUUAACCCUUCGCUUGCUAAGAAGAUCUCUUCUGUGCUUUUGGUUCAUAUGCACGGCACAGAGUUUCACAACACUUUAAGAGAUUUCUUCCCGGAACAGAUCUUGCCUCCAGAAUAUGGAGGGCAGGGACCUGGGAUUGAAGAGGCCUGUCAGGACUGGACCCAUCAUCUGCUGCAGUCUGAGAAUCUUCUCAAUCAGAUUGCUGAACAUCCAACUGGUGAUGUCCUCACAGUUCCUGACCACUCCAUCAUCUCAGAGGAAGCUGAGGACAAACAACCCUCUGAAGUAUGAUGGCUGGGUCAGAAGUCUCAGUCAGGACAGCUGAUGCCUCUCAGCAAGGAGGUCCCCGGAUCUAAUCCCAGCAAUCCAAGAGGUCUCCUGGAGGAGAGACGAAACGUUUCAUUGAAGAAGAACCUGUCCAGAAGACUUGCUUUAUUCUUCUUUUUGGUUUU